CUUCCUCAAAUCUUCACGUUUUCAGCUUUUCUUCAUCUCUUGUUCUCUUUCCAAGCUUCAACUUCAAGUUCGGGACUUCAAGACUCAAAUCAAUAUGGUACGAAAAAAAGAUAAAAUUUGGGAGCAUGUUGAGGAGCUCCAAGGGAAUAAAUGGAAAUGUAAAUUUUGUCAAAAAGUAUUUAGUGGUGGGGCUUACAGAAUUAAAGCACACUUGUCGGGAAUUACUGGCCAUGAUGUUGAGAUUUGUAGUAAAGUCAAUCAUGAGACACAAGCAUGUGCAUUCUUAGCUAUGUCUGGAAGUGGAAGUAACAAAAAAUUAAAAAGUUCAGCCGGUUCUUCUACUGCUUUAAACUCUAAUGAUCAUGAGGAGGAAACAGAUUCACCAUUUUCACUACUUUCUAAGGGUAGCCAAAGACGUCAAAGUCAAGCAUCUUUACUAGAAAUGAAUAAGAAAAAAGACAAGGAGUUUGUUGAUAAAAUGCUUGCUAAGUGUUUUGUGGUGAACAAUAUUGCUUUUAAUGUUGUUCAAACUGGUGCUUUUGGAGAAUUUGUCAAGGCAGUGGCUGAAUAUGGUGCAGGAUACAAGCUUCCAUCUUAUUCAACUCUUCGAACUAAGUUAAUUCCAGAAUCUAGAAAAGGUGUUGAUGAGUAUGUUGCUAUGGUGAAGCAUUCUUGGGAUACAUCUGGAUCUGGUUGCACUAUAAUGUCUGAUAUAUGGACUGAUAUAAGGCAUCGAUCUUUUAUUAAUCUUGUGGCAUAUUCACCUGGUGGUGCAGUGUUUAUAAAAUCAUUGGAUGUUUCUCGAGAAAGAAAAACUGGGAUUUAUCUGAAAGAAAUUGUUGUUUCUGUUAUUGAAUCAAUUGGACAAGAACAUGUUGUGCAAUUCAUAACUGAUAAUGGUAGCAAUUUCACAUCUGCUGGUGACAUGCUCAUUGGAUUGUAUCCUCGAAUGUAUAAGACGAGGUGUGCUGCUCAUGGAAUUCAGCUUCUUUUGAAAGACAUAUAUGAAGAAGUUAAUUGGGUAAAAGUUGCCACAGAUGAAGCAAGAAUAAUAGUUAUGUUCAUGACACGGUACACAGUUCUUCAUGCAGCAAUGAAAGAGUUCACCAAAGAUAGACAAUUGAGACAACCUUGUGCCACAAGAUUUGCUUCAAAUUUUUUAAUGCUUCAAUCUGUGUUGGAUUUGGAGAAUGAACUUCGACUCUUUGUUGCUUCAUCUGAAUGGAGGGGUUUUGAUUAUUGUAAGACCGAAUCAGGUAAAAGGGUCACUGAAAUUGUUCAGAGUGAUUUUUGGGCUAGAGGAAGGGAGGUUAUAAAAACCAUUGAGCCAUUGGUUCGAGUUCUUCGUUUGGUUGAUGGUGAUGGAUCUACUGCUGGUUACUUAUAUGAAGCAAUGACGAGGGCAAAAGUUGCAAUCAAAGAAAGAUGUAAUAGUGAGGCAAGCAAGUAUGAGAGAAUUUGGGAAUUGUUUGAGAAUCGUCGGGUCAACAACAUCAUUCAUCCUAUACAUGCUAGAGGAUAG
Molecule: messenger RNA, 1522 nt
Organism: Pistacia vera
Lineage: Eukaryota; Viridiplantae; Streptophyta; Magnoliopsida; Sapindales; Anacardiaceae
Exons: 3
Coding region: 95-1522 (475 amino acids)
Molecular function (GO): DNA binding
Source: RefSeq, a predicted model, not a curated record